AUGCCUGCCCCCGGCCACUCCGGCACUGGCGUCUACCACCCGAACGGGCACUCUGACCCGCUGAAGCCGUCGCGCUCUGCGACGGUUGCGGGCAUCAUCAACAACCUCGCGCAAGCUGCGAAGCCUCCGGCCCCGAAACCAGCGCCCGUCAAGCGCAACUCGUCCGCCGACUCGGACGUCAGCUCGGCCUCCUCAACCUCGGUCUCCGGCAAGGACAUCAACGGCACGCACGUGCGAGAUGUUUUCCGGAACACGGCCAACUCGGUGUGGAUUAUCACGAGUGCGUGGGACGGCGAGCCCGUCGGCUACACGGCCAUCACGGUGAACAGCGUCUCCGUCGAGCCACCGAUGAUCACAUUCAACAUUGGCCGCAGCUCCAGCUCGCUGAACACCAUCUCGCGCUCGCUCAAGUUCGCGGCACAUCUGCUUGCUGACGGCGAGACGGCCGCCGCGAAACGCUUUGCUGCCGAUGCCAAGCUUCGCUUCGCGGACAAGUCGACGUGGAGCUGGCACGAGGACGGCCUGCCUUCGCUCUCCAACGGAGUGCUCGCGCGCCUAGCCGGUGACAUCGUCAACCUCUCGCACGCAGGUGACAACCUCCUAGUCCUCGGCCGACUCGAGAACAUUGAUAUCCGCCCCGGCCAGCCGCUCGUGUAUCACCAGGGCUCCUAUCGCACGCUGCCUGACCCGACGGCGCAGCUGUCCCUGUCCCCGCCGAAGAAGGACCGCCGCAUCUACCUGAACGCAUUCGACAUGUGCUGCGUCGGGCACCAGGCGAGCGGCAUGUGGUCCUACCCCGGCGACAAGGCGAGUACGUACAAGGACCUCGAGUACUGGACCGACUUGGCGAAACUGCUCGAGGGCGGCGGGUUCGACGCGCUCUUCCUCGCCGACGUCGUCGGCAUCUAUGAUGUGUACCAGGGCAGCCGGGAUGCGGCUGUGCGUUCCGCCGCGCAGGUGCCCGUCAAUGACCCGGUCGGCCCGAUUUCGGCCAUGGCGGCCGUCACGGAGCGUCUCGGUUUCGGCGUGACCGUGUCGCUGACGUACGAGUUGCCGUACGCGUUCGCGCGCCGCAUGAGCACGCUCGACCACCUGACCAAGGGCCGCGUAGCUUGGAAUAUCGUCACGUCGUACCUGAAGAGCGCGGCGACCAACCUCGGCCUCGACGCGCAGGUCCCGCACGACGAGCGCUACAACAUUGCCGAGGAAUUCCUUGAGGUGUGCUACAAGCUCUGGGAGAGCUCGUGGGAGGACGACGCAGUCAUCCGGGACUGGCGCUCGGGCGUUUAUACCGAUCCCGCCAAGGUCCACGACAUUGAGCACAAGGGCAAAUACUUUAAUGUUCCUGGCGCGCACCUCUGCGAGCCCUCGCCGCAGCGCACGCCGUACCUCUUCCAGGCGGGCGCGUCAGCGCGCGGUCAGGCGUUUGCCGCCAAGCACGCCGAGAGCGUCUUCAUUGCCGGACCCAACACGACACAUCUCAAGCGCCUCACCAAGGGGAUCCGGCAGAGCGCAGUCGACCAGGGGCGCAAUCCCGCGGACAUUAAGAUCUUCGCCCUCGUUACCAUUAUCACUGGUCCGACGGAUGAGGCGGCACAGGCCAAGUUUGAGGAGUACAAGCGCUACUCGACGGUCGAGGGCGCGCUGGCGCUGUACGGAGGCUGGGCGGGCGUCGACCUCUCGACUCUGCCCUUGGACCAGCCGCUCGAGUACGUCGAGAACGACGCGAUCCGGUCCGUGAACGAGAUGUGGAGCAAGCAGGGCGAGGGCGGCGAGGUUUGGACCCCGCGCAAGAUUGGUGAGAAGAUUGCCAUCGGCGGCCUUGGCCCCGUCGCCGUUGGAAGCGGCAAGACGAUCGCGGACCUGCUCGAGAAGUGGGUCGACGAGGCCGACAUUGACGGCUUCAACCUCGCCUACGCCGUCACGCCGGGCACGUUCGAGGAUAUCAUCACCUACGUCGUCCCCGAGCUCCGACACCGGGGCCGCCUUCCGACCCACCAGAAGGCGAAGAAGGGAGAGCGCAAAACGCUCAGAGAGAGCAUGGGCGGACCCAAUGCCACAGCCCACGUCAGCCCCGACCAUCCGGCGUAUGCGUACAAGGUGUCCAAGUGA
Messenger RNA from Trichosporon asahii var. asahii CBS 2479, 2112 nucleotides. RefSeq names its product monooxygenase. Lineage: Eukaryota; Fungi; Basidiomycota; Tremellomycetes; Trichosporonales; Trichosporonaceae. The transcript has a single exon. Gene Ontology annotation, molecular function: FMN binding; oxidoreductase activity, acting on paired donors, with incorporation or reduction of molecular oxygen; monooxygenase activity. The record is from RefSeq and is a predicted model, not a curated record. The coding region runs from base 1 to 2112 and encodes 703 amino acids.